This is a messenger RNA of Syzygium oleosum, 546 nucleotides long. RefSeq lists its product as uncharacterized. The record is from RefSeq and is a predicted model, not a curated record. Bases 1 to 546 code for a protein of 181 amino acids. Lineage: Eukaryota; Viridiplantae; Streptophyta; Magnoliopsida; Myrtales; Myrtaceae. The transcript has a single exon.
AUGGUUCGCCGAGGUCUCAAAAAAUGCUGUUUCACCACAGUGGUUCUCUUGGCCAUUCUCGCUAUCAUCAUCGUGACCUUAGCGCUCACGAUCUUCAAGCCCAAAGACCCUCAGAUUACACUCGAGCCCGUCAACCUCGAGAACAUCCAGUUCAACACGACCGACAUCAAGUUAAGCAUGCUCGUGACGAUCCACAACCCUAACUACGGCAGCUUUGAGUACAUUAGCAUGAACGGUUACGUUAACUACCAUGGGUCGACAGUGGCUGAGGUCCCCCUCACGCACAAAAAGAUUCCUGCUCGGGCAAAAGUCACCAUGGCCACUUCGAUGGAUCUGAGCAUCGUUAAAUUGAUAUCGAACCCGAGUUUCUGGGACGACAUCGCCUCGGACUCCAUGAACUUCACUUCUACGGCGACUUUACCUGGGAAAGUCAGAAUGGCCAAGAUCUUUAAGUUCCAUGCCACCGUUUAUACCAACUGCUACAUCUUAUUUCGCAUUCUGUCUCGGGCUGUGGACUCUAAAUGCAUUACCAGGAUAAAGCUAUAG